This is a messenger RNA of Phialemonium atrogriseum, 1320 nucleotides long. RefSeq lists its product as uncharacterized. Bases 1 to 1320 code for a protein of 439 amino acids. Gene Ontology annotation, molecular function: FAD binding. The record is from RefSeq and is a predicted model, not a curated record. NCBI's taxonomy places the organism in Eukaryota, Fungi, Ascomycota, Sordariomycetes, Cephalothecales, Cephalothecaceae. The transcript has a single exon.
AUGUCGGCCCCCAAAAUAGCCAUCAUCGGCGCCGGCCCAGCAGGCUGCACCCUCGCCCGCCUGCUGCACCAGGCCCCCGUCCCCGUGACCGUGACCGUGUUCGAGGGCGAGGCGAGCCCCAACUACCGGUCCCAAGGCGGCACGCUGGACCUGCACACGGCGACGGGGCUGGCGGCGAUCAAGGAGGCCGGCCUGUGGGACCGCUUCCUGGAGCACGCGCGCUACGACGGCGACCGCAUGCAGAUCACCGACAAGGACAUGAAGGUCUACUUCCAGCACGCCGGGUCCCCCGCCCCCGAGGACAACCCGCGCGGCCUCCUCGGCCAGCGGCCCGAGAUCGACCGCGCUGACCUGCGCCGCAUCCUGACCGAGAGCCUGCCGGACGGCAUGAUCCGGUGGGGCCGGCACCUGAAGCACGUCGAGGCUGCCGCCACCGGCGGCGGGUCCACUCUCGUCUUCGCGGAUGGCACCUCGGCCUCGGGGUUCGACCUCGUCGUCGGCGCCGACGGCGCCUGGAGCAAGGUGCGCAGGGCGCUCAGCGACCAGGACCCCGUCUUCGCGGGGGUGGGCGGCCACGAGCUGUCCAUCCCCGCCGACGCGGCGGCGCGGGCUCCGGAACUGCACGCCGCCGUCGGCGGGGGCAGCCUGUUCGCCAACGUCGAGGGCAAGAGGCUGACGGCGCAGCAGAUGGGCGACGCGAGCAUGUGCGUGUACGCGCUGCAGAGGCAGGAGUCGGCGGACUGGUUCGACGCAGGGAAGUGCGGGUACGAUGCGCGGGACGUGGUGCAGACGCGGAGGGCGCUGGCGGGGGAGGGCGGCCCGUUCGCGGACUGGUGUCCCACGCUGAGGGACGCGAUUCGCCUCACCGGAGACGAGGUAUGCGUCCCUAGGUCGCUGCACAUGCUGCCUGUUGGGUUCCGCUGGGGGCAUCGGCGGGGGCUGACGCUGAUUGGGGACGCGGCGCACCUGAUGACGCCGUUCGCGGGGGAGGGGGUCAAUGUCGCGAUGGAGGAUGCGAUGAAGCUGGCGAAGGCGGUCGUCGGGGCGGCGGAGAAGCGGGCCGAGGAUGGGGCGGGCGCGGCGGAUGCGCUGGAUGAGGCGGUGGUCCGGUUCGAGGAGGAGAUGUGGCCCCGUGCCGAGAAGGUAGCUCGUCUGGCGGACGACUUGACCAAGGCGUGGAUGUUCACCCCGGGCGUGCCGGGGUCUGUCAUGGCGUCGACCGCAGCCAUGCAUGUCAGGUUCCGUACCCCUGGUGUUGUGCAUCCUUUCGCCACGGCCUUCGUGCAUUCUUACUUUUUCUUCAAGGGUCUGGGUAGGUAG